CUCCAGGUGAAUUUGACCCGUAUUUAUUGAAUGACUUUCCACACAUAUACAUGAGAUUCAGAAUGGGGGUAAAAUCUAUACGGUGGAAAGGAAGUAUGUUCACAUUUCAUCACUUUUAUAUUAGUGAUAUCAGAUUCUUGAACGAAUCGCCCUUUUGAGCCGAUUCUCAGGAAGUAACAGGUCGAGCCGGUUCACAAACGCUGCGUUCCAAACGGGAUAAAUCCGCCUCCGAAGGGCACUUCGUCAUGGCCGCCAUAUUGAAGGGUCGUGCUAAACUGAAGUGCUCAAAAAGGGCCACUUCAAAGGGUUCCUCGGAAUGAAGGAUUUCGAAAGGUACACCUUGCUCCCAUGAUUUUUUGGGCAGGUUUAAUUUGUUUGACAAGAAAGAAUGGCUGUGACAGGUUCGGAGUUCGACUUCACCAAUAAAUGGAGUGGCAGAUGGAGAGAUCUUUUCAGACAGCGCUAUUUCUGCUCAGGCCAGAGAUGGUCUUUAUUUUGGGAGAUGUUUUCGAUGAAGGCAAAUGGAGCUCCACUAAGGACUGGGAAGAUGAUGUGAGGCGCUUCAAACAGAUCUUCUAUCACUCCAGCAACACAGAACUUGUGGUCCUUAUUGGCAACCAUGACAUUGGAUUUCAUCACGAAAUGACCUCUUAUAAACUUGAACGUUUUGAGAAAAUUUUCAACAUGACAUCAGCAAAGAUCCUCACCAAAAGAGGAGUAAAUUUCUUAUUGGUGAACAGUGUGGCACUACAUGGAGAUCACUGUCCCAUCUGUCAGAGUGUGGAGGACAAACUUUACAUUUUCGCACAGCAACUUAACUGCUCCACACAGUCUGAUGCUACAAGGAAUCAUUGCAGGGACAUGCAGACACAUGCAUCAACGCCUCCCAUCAUACUUCAGCACUACCCUCUAUAUCGUACCAGUGAUGCUGAGUGCACAGGUGAAGAUGCAGCACCACUCAAUGAACGCUAUCAGCUCUUUCAGGAACGCUAUGACGUGCUCUCUCAGGAUGCCUCAAAGAAGCUACUGUGGUGGUUCCAGCCCCGCCUCAUUCUGAGUGGCCACACCCACAGCAGCUGUGAGGUUUUCCAUGAGAAUCGUUUCCUGGAGAUCAGCGUUCCAUCUUUCAGCUGGAGGAACCGCAACAACCCCAGCUUCAUCCUGGGCACCUUUUCGACAUCUGAUUUUGCACUGUCUAAGUGUUUCCUGCCAGAGGAGAGCAGUAUUAUAGCAGUAUAUUGCAGCAGUGCGGUUGUGAUUGUGCUGAUUAUACUUGUGCAUCUGCAUCCCUUCCAAGGAGCACUGCAUAUAGUAAACAGUCUUUUGGGCAAGAAAAAGUCUUUGUGAAACACACACACAUACUAAUGUCCAUGCUUUCAGGAAACUGAGCACUGAUGUACCUAAGAGAGAAUUUUAGAUACUGCAAAUACUAUUGUUACAUUUAUAAUUUAUAUAUGCAAAUUCUUUUAUACUGUGAUGUCCACUUGACCUAAUAGAGUAUUGUAUUGAUGUUUUGCAUUAAUUGGUCUUCUAAAUGGUUUACAUUUAAAAUUCCACUUUGCCCUAAUUACAGGCCAAGCCGUUUGCUUUUUCUUUUAAAUAAACAAAUAAGUGAUGUCUUUAACUGUAGUUUUAUGCAGAACAAAGGCAAUAAAAGAAAGUAUCUACUGUAUAUCUGACUAAUAAUGUGUGUAUUCUUCUUCAGUGCUGGUUGAAUAAUAAAACACACCAACACCUUUAGAGGUAUUUUAUUUGGAAAAUUACAUUUCUUCUGACAUUUCCAUUCUGAACAAAGAUGAUGGGUCUAAUGUGCCACUUAAAUAAAAUAAAAUAAAAAUUAAAAUCAACAAAACAUGUUAAGUCCUUGAAGGCCAGACACAGAGUUUUGUAUUUUCAUCUCUGUCAGUUAUCACUCAAUAUUUGAACAUGGAGAAGCCUCAGAGGAAAGAGAAUUAGCUUAUCUACCACUGUUGCAAUUUUGCCAUACAGCUUUUGCGACCCCAUGUGGCCUGUCUCUGUCAUCUGCACAGUCAUCUUCUGGGGCUGUAAUAUUGGGUUAAUUUGGGGGAAUCGCAUACAGUAUAUAGUUUUCUGUCUUUGAGCUCAUUCAAGAGACUCUCCCAGCUGAACUGCAGAAUUUUCUCUGCUAUGGUAAAAUGUUACAGGAACAAAGACCACAAUCUAAAAGACCAUGGGUCAUUUUGUUGGAUAGUAUUUUUUGUUUGUUUGUUUUUAACAAAUUAAAACUGUAAGAUGAGGAUUUUCCCCCCUUAAGCAUUUAAAAGUGUUGCAGAAUUACAAAUUAAGCUUAUAUCUGAUCAGAUGAGGAUUAAGGAGCCUACACCCAGUAAGGGCCCAACAGUGGCUCUAUGGCAGGUCUGGCCUUUGAAUUUACAACCUGCCAUUCACAAGCAUACACUCUUUGAAAAGAAGGUGAAAUAUAGAACUCUUAAGGGUUCUUUUGUGCCUCUGAGGGUUCUAUGUAAAACCCAACAACUGUUUUCCUAUCAGAGAGGAUUAUAAGCAGAAUCCUUUUAGGAAGAUAAGAAUUCUUACCUACCUAAAGAACUAUUAAAGGGUCCUUUUUAAGGGUCCCUGUUAAGCUGCCUCUGACAAUUAAUUUUUUAUAUUUUUUAUUUAUUUUAUUUUUUUUAAGUAAAUGGUUGGUGCAUUUUUUUUUUACAACAAUGAAUCAGGUAUGAUGAUCAGGUAGAUGACAGUGUAAUUACAUAUUAUAAGUAAGUAAUGAAGACAUGAUUUUUCUCCCACACAAAUUAAAUAAUCCCAUUUUGAUUGACCACAUUAUCUCUUGGUAUCUUUUCACAUUUUACUGUGCAAUCAUGCCAGAUAAGGCUCAGGCUCUGCGAUACUCUUUAGCUGUGAGGAUGGCCAAUCAGUGUCUGCAUGUUACUGAAGGUUAAGGGACAGUUAAACCUUCUACAGUACACCCUACCUAGAUCCAUGGCUAUGCAUACGACCUCACUAGACAUUCAUAAAUAUGUAUACGCAUAGGCACGCACAUUUCUAUGUAGAAUUGUACAUAUAGGUUUAUACAAUAUAAUUUCUGUUGUAACCUUAUAAAUGUAUAUGUACACAUAUAUAAAUAUAAAAAUGCUGAUGUACAGCUUGGGUUGAACACAACAGGGGGAUGUGGGUAUACACAUGCAUGCAGGCACACACAUGCAUACACACAUUUACAGCUGUAUCCCUGUGUACAAACCUCACACACGCAUUUUGUCUGAAAAUAUGCAUCCUACUAUGUCAGCAGGCUCAGUGUUCCGACACUUAAAGUGUUUUCCAAUGAUUUUUAAAGCUGUCAAGAGUUCUAGAAAGGGAAAAUAAAACUCAAUGAAAGAAAAAAAUUAUUCCAUUUUGAACUUAGCAAUCAGUAAGUGGUUACGUUUGCAUAUUGUAUUAAAUAUAUAUAUUUUUUUGCCUAAUUUCCAUUUUUUAUUAAAGACCAUAUGAUUCCAUUUUUGAUAGAGAGCGAGAGAUAUUCCCCAUCAGCAGGCUGUGCUGCAGUUAAGAUUUGACAUCAAGCUGUACAGCGCCAUCAGAAAUGUAUUUAUAUCUAAAUCCUCAUUUACAGGUACAGCUGUAAU
This is a messenger RNA of Ictalurus furcatus (blue catfish), 3602 nucleotides long. RefSeq names its product metallophosphoesterase 1 (gene mppe1). Gene Ontology annotation, molecular function: phosphoric diester hydrolase activity. NCBI's taxonomy places the organism in Eukaryota, Metazoa, Chordata, Actinopteri, Siluriformes, Ictaluridae. Bases 427 to 1347 code for a protein of 306 amino acids. The transcript is spliced from 9 exons. Gene Ontology annotation, biological process: endoplasmic reticulum to Golgi vesicle-mediated transport; GPI anchor biosynthetic process. The record is from RefSeq and is a predicted model, not a curated record. Gene Ontology annotation, cellular component: endoplasmic reticulum-Golgi intermediate compartment.